Sceloporus undulatus (fence lizard) is the source of this 3411-nucleotide messenger RNA. RefSeq names its product calcium binding and coiled-coil domain 2 (gene CALCOCO2). The transcript has 13 exons. Gene Ontology annotation, biological process: positive regulation of autophagosome maturation; xenophagy. Bases 2 to 1645 code for a protein of 547 amino acids. The record is from RefSeq and is a predicted model, not a curated record. Gene Ontology annotation, cellular component: autophagosome; PML body. NCBI's taxonomy places the organism in Eukaryota, Metazoa, Chordata, Lepidosauria, Squamata, Phrynosomatidae.
UAUGUUUUUCUCUUUUGUCCUUUCACAGAACUCCAACAUGGAAGCUGUGUCCUGCAAUAACUCAGAUGAACCUCCAACUUCCGCUGUUCUCUUGGACACCUGCCACUUCUCUCAGGUCAUCUUUACAAAUGUGGAGAAAUUCUACAUUCCUGGAGCAGAUAUAACUUGUCAUUAUAACCUUUCCCAGCAGAUCACACCACGCAGGAAGGACUGGGUGGGCAUAUUCAGGGUGGGAUGGAAGACAACUCGUGAAUAUUACACCUUCAUGUGGGCACCUUUACCAAGCAUCCCCAACAGCAGUGGUGCUGAAUUUCAACAGGUGCUUUUCAAAGCUUACUACCUCCCCAAGGAUGAUGAAUAUUAUCAGUUUUGUUAUGUUGACCAGGAUGGGCAAGUCCGUGGUGCCAGUGUUCCUUUUCAGUUCCGUGCAGAGGCUGAGGAUGACAUGCUGGUGGUUACUACACAGGGAGAAGUGGAGGAGAUAGAGCAGAAAAAUACAGCUUUACUUCAUGAAAACCAGAAACUGAAAGAAAAACAAGUCAGCCUCCAGAAUCAGAAUAAAGAUCUGCAGGAAAAACUCAGGGUUGCAGAGGGAGAAGUGGAGGAGAUUAAGCAACAAAAUACAACUUACUUCUAUGAAAACCAAAAACUGAAAGAGAAACAAGUGAAUCUCCAGGAGCAGAAUAAAGAUCUGCAGGAAAAAUUAAGGGUUGCAGAGGAAGAGAAAAGGGAAUUUGAGAAUAAAGUGUGUUUGCUGCAGACUGGGACUAUGGAGCUUCAGAGAGCUCAGGAUCGACAAGCUUUAGAGAUAACUUCUGCUCAGGCUGAGCUGGCUGCUGUUGUGGAACAUAAGAUCAAACUGCAAAAGGAAAAGGAGGAUCUUGAAAGAAUUAUGGGUAAUUUAAGGAUUAGUAACGAGAAACUUGAUGUGGAAGUUAAUCGUUUAAAAAAGCAGAUUACUCUUCUGGAAACACAGAGCAGCUCUACAGAGACGGAACUGUGCCAGGUCAAAGAAGAGAGAAAAAAUAUGUUGACUGAACAGGAACAGCUGGAAAAGAAGCUGAAAACCACUCUGAAUCAUAUGGAUCAGCUCCAGUCACAGGUACAGAGUCAACAGAAGGAAUUGGAAGACCUGCAGCGGAAAGGUCAAAACAAAACAAGACACCUGGAGCAACUGAAGGAAGAGAAUCGCCAAUUAAAUGCCAACUAUUUCAGAGAACAAAAUUUGGAGGAGGAAUUGAAAGAGAAAACACUAUUACUUCAGACCCUGCAGAAGGAAAUCAAUGAAAAGGAGAAGGAGAAUCAGUGUUUAAGGCGGGAAAAUGAAGGACUGAUGGCACAUCUUCCUGAAAUGAUAGAUGAUGCAUCUGCUGGGCUCCUAACCCAGUCACCAGAAAAUACAGAUCUUUUAUAUGGGAAUCCAUAUUUUGCAUGCCCAGAGAUUCCUGAUGCAGACUUGGUCUCUGUGAAAGAAUGCCCUGUGUGCAAUGAAGUCUUCCCUAAUGAAGACGAAGAGCAGCAGUAUGCUGAUCAUGUACGGAGCCACCUCCUGGACUGCCCAUAUUGUUGCGAGACCUUUGACAAAUCCAACAAACAAGUUUAUGAUGACCAUGUCUACUGCCAUGGCUUAGACAAGUGUCUUUAAGCUGUAAGGUGUUAUAUCAAUGUUUUCCCUUUUCUCUUUGUAUGAUCUGGGAGUAGGAUGGAUAUGUUGCUGUUAGACUUAAUUUGCCAGGGUGAAACUUGUUGUUGGACUUGUAGCAUUAAUAAAUUCCUCCCUUGUGUUAUAUAACAUAUUCAAUUAAAUAUGCACUUUGCUUGUCUUGGGAAGGCAUACCGAUUUUUUUUAUCUUAUGAUGCCCUUCAACAGGUUAAAUCUUGGUACAGGUUAUUUUGAAGAGAGGUGGUGCUUUCCCCUUGUGCAUUGUACUAAUACAUGUUUUCCUCCAUGUUUUUCACACGUAGAAUCUCUCAAGCAUAAUCUAUUUGUUCUGUAAUAUAGUUUGUCUAGUUGUGUAAAUAAUAGAAGCCUAAUUCAAGCUAAGAAAGGGAAUAAUAAUGAAACAAACUACAGGUGUGGUGGCACCUCGAUUAUUUUCUGUAUGGAUGUAAGAAUGUCUGCGUGUCCACCUGUGUUGCAUCAUAUGUUAAAGAACAGGGGAGUAAUGGACUUGAUUUUGCUUGCAGUUCUCAGCCUUCUCUAACCUGGCACCUUAUGGGCUACAACGCCCAUCAUCUCCAUGCAACAUGUGUUGCAGUCUGAUACUUCUAGACAGCAGUGGUUCCCAACCUUUCAUCCUCCAGAUGUUUUGAACUUCAGUUCCCCAAAUUCCUGACAGUUGGCCAAGUUGGCUGGAGCCUCUAAGAUCUGAAGUCCAAAACAAAUGGAAGACCAAAAGUUGGGAACUUGUUGUUCUAGAAAGCAGGUGGUUAUGGAGAGGUGAUCUUGGCAUAAAUAGUAUGUUCAGGAUCUCCCUGUGAUUGGUCUUUAAGUGGCCUGGUCUAUUGCUCUGGUCAACAACGGUUUUCCAGUAAGGACAUUCUGAAAAGGGAAAAAUAGGUGAUGUUGAGACCAAAGCUGCCAUGGCUAAAUGCUAUGGAAUUCUGGGAUUUGUAGUUUUGUGGGACACUUGCCCUUCUCUGUCAGGUCUGAUGCUACAGCAAACUACAGUGCUCAGAAUUCCAUGGCAUUGAUCCAUGGCAGUUAAAGUGGUGUCAACUUGGAUUAUUUCUGCAGUUCAGCAUAAAUUGCUUCCAGUUGUAUGCUUUUGCCACACUGUAAGGCAACAGCAAUUUCCUUAGCUACUUAGAAAUUUCUCAUUUAAGCAGCUCAUGAGAUAGAAAACUCAGGUCUUAGAACCAGUUUUGUUAAAACGAAACCAAAAAUAUUUGCUCCUUUUAUUGUAUUCACUGCCGCUGAAUGCUGAUAGGUAACUCAGGAAUCAAAGUAAUCACAUAAUGAAUGGAUAUCUUUAUAUACCCUGUGAGCUUUUUAAUGCUGCUUUGGAAGUGGCAAGGCUAAAUCCAAGCUUUGAUUCAGCAGAUCUUCAUGAUGGUAAGAACUGAACAGGUGUAUAGAAUUCUUGCACUGCUUCUUGAAAAAUACUGUUUUAAAAAGUUUUUAUUUGAUGUUAAUAGCAUAUGUUCUCCUAUGCAAGACCAAAUGCUGUAAUAAUGGUCAGCUACCUACAGGUAUUUUAACUCUGUCUUAAUUACUGACAAAUACCCAAUGCUGCAGGUGGAGGCAUCUAUUUUAGGUAUAAUGGCAUCCUGUUUUUAAUUAUAUUUGAUAUUACCUUUUAAACAGAUGGUCUGUUAAAAUCUCCUACUCGUGAAAAUCUAAAAGUUGUAUUUACUGACUGUCUACACUUAAUUUUAAAUAAAUUGACUCAAGUGGUCCUUUUAUUUGAA